This is a messenger RNA of Phymastichus coffea, 1415 nucleotides long. RefSeq lists its product as uncharacterized. The record is from RefSeq and is a predicted model, not a curated record. Gene Ontology annotation, molecular function: methyltransferase activity. The coding region runs from base 378 to 1331 and encodes 317 amino acids. The transcript is spliced from 5 exons. NCBI's taxonomy places the organism in Eukaryota, Metazoa, Arthropoda, Insecta, Hymenoptera, Eulophidae.
UACCACAGGGGGCCUAUUCUGAAAAAAAAUUUUAGCACAUGUCAUAAGCAUUUAUCACAUCUAAAGUGAUUAAUUCUGUGGUAAACUGAAGUGACAAACUGAUUUACCACAAAAUUUUUUUUCAGAAUAGGCCCCCAGGUCCACAGUCCGCUGUUUCGUUGUGUUUGAAUUCUGUAUUAGCACCAUGGAGACUGUAUACAGUCUUCAUGAUUAGCACUGAAAAUUACACGAGUAAGGUUAAGUUAUCAUGUGUUUUUUCGGCAUGCCGCAGUGUAAUUAGCUGAGUUCCACAUGUUUGAAAGAUAUAUAAGAGACGCUCUUUAUAACAAAAAUUAUUGUGAUAUUUGUGAUAUUAUCGAAUGAUAGUCCAAUGAACAAUGUCUUUGAAAGAAGCUAAAGAAAAAUUCAAAGCUCUGUUUGCAUCUGUUGACAAGAAGAACAAAGUCAAGUUCAUCGACUUUGUCUAUGAACAAUUAGUAUCUUGCAAUAAUUUAGGGGAACCCUAUGAAGAUGAGGAUUCUGAAAAACAUGAAGGUUUAUUGGAUGAUCCUAUAUCUACAUUAAAUAAUAUUGCUGAAGAGAUAAAGAAAAAAGUUCCAGUGAGUGCUAUUCUUUCAUCAGAAAAAAUUUCACCACCAAAAACUGGACAGAAUGCUGAUUGUCUUUCUGAUAUAACAGUGCAUGUUGAUGAGUUUUUGUAUGAUGAUGAUGAUAUUGAAGAUCUUGCAGAGGAUGGCAAACUCAAGAGAAAUUAUUGCAUGGACUGUGGAUCGAAAAAUAUUGAACCUUUGAUAUUCAUAUCUCACUCCAUGUCAAGAAAAUCAGUAUACUAUGUGUUCAAUGACUGCCUGCCCACAUUGGAAAACAAAAUUGUAUUAGACGUUGGGUCCAGAUUAGGAGUUGUUUUAUAUGGAGCUUACGUCCUUACCGAUGCGUCGCAAAUAAUCGGCGUAGAAAUGAACGAGGAUCUGUGCAAGCUGCAACGUGAAAUAAUCGAAAAAUAUAAGAUGCAAGAUAGGAUAGAAGUCAUGUGCAAAAAAAUCGAAGAGUCCGAUGAUGUUGUCAAAAGUGCCGACGUGAUCGUCAUAAAUAACGCGUUUGAGUUCUACGUAACGGACGAGAAGCAAGUCGAGAUAUGGCAGUUUCUCAAAAGUAAUAUCAAAAGCAAAUGUAUUUUGGUGACACGGCCACAUCUCGAGACGACGUUCGAAAAUCUCGAUACCGGUAUUAAUUUGAAAACCUGGGUGAAACCUUACAGGUUGAAUGGCGAAGAAAUCGCUACUUCCAACGAGGAAGAAUUCUGUGAUCUCAAUUUCUACGAGAUUUUAUAAUUGUCAUACGGUAUUCACACACAGCCGCAUACGUAUCAUGUUAUAGUCGUAUGAUCGUCAGUUUAUACACACAUAUAUAUAUAU